This is a messenger RNA of Castor canadensis (American beaver), 2385 nucleotides long. The record is from RefSeq and is a predicted model, not a curated record. NCBI's taxonomy places the organism in Eukaryota, Metazoa, Chordata, Mammalia, Rodentia, Castoridae.
GGGAUUACAUACCUGGCCUGCCUAACCUAAUUUCUUAAAAAAAGGAUUUGAGACAGUUUGAAGUUUAUUUAUUGUUGAAUUUGUUAAUUCAAUGGGUGAAUGUUGUUAAAUGAUUUUAAUAUACGUGAUCCUGAUUCAUCUGUUUUGAAGGCUAUGUUUUUGGUAUACUGUGCACUGGAGAAAGAACCUGUACCAAUGUCCUUGCCUCCAGCUUUGGUGCCACCUUCUAAGAGAAAAACGUGGGUUGUGUCCCCUGCAGAAAAAGCUAAGUAUGAUGAAAUCUUCCUGAAAACAGAUAAAGAUAUGGAUGGAUUUGUGUCUGGAAUGGAGGUCCGUGAAAUUUUCCUGAAAACAGGCUUACCUUCUACCUUACUAGCCCACAUUUGGGCAUUAUGUGACACAAAGGACUGUGGGAAGCUUUCAAAGGAUCGGUUUGCCUUGGCUUUUCACUUAAUCAAUCAAAAGUUAGUAAAGGGCAUUGAUCCUCCUCAUGUUCUUACUGCUGAGAUGAUUCCACCGUCAGACAGGACUAAUUUACAAAAGAGCAUCAUAGGAUCAAGUCCUGUUGCAGAUUUUUCUGCUAUUAAGGAACUAGAUACCCUUAACAAUGAAAUAGUUGACCUGCAGAGGGAAAAGAAUAAUGUGGAACAGGACCUUAAGGAGAAGGAAGAUGCUAUUAAACAGAGGACAAGCGAGGUUCAGGAUCUUCAAGAUGAAGUUCAAAGGGAGAAUGUUAAUCUGCAGAAACUACAGGCCCAGAAGCAGCAAGUACAGGAACUUCUUGAUGAAUUGGAUGAACAAAAAGCCCAACUGGAGGAACAACUCAAGGAAGUCAGAAAGAAAUGUGCUGAGGAGGCCCAGCUGAUCUCUUCUCUAAAAGCUGAAAUAACUAGUCAAGAGUCACAGAUUUCCACUUACGAGGAAGAGCUGGCCAAAGCUAGGGAAGAGCUGAGCCGCCUACAACAAGAAACUGCAGAAUUAGAGGAGAGUGUGGAGUCAGGGAAGGCUCAGCUGGAACCUCUUCAACAGCACCUACAAGAUUCACAACAGGAAAUCAGUUCAAUGCAAAUGAGACUGAUGGAAAUGAAAGAUCUGGAAAAUCAUAAUAACGAAUCAAAUUGGUGCAGUGGCCCACACAGCAUCCUUGUAAAUGGUGCUACAGAUUAUUGUAACCUCAGCACCAGCAGCAGUGAAACAGCCAACCUUAAUGAACAUGUUGAAGGCCAGAACAAUCUAGACUCUGAGCCCAUACACCAGGAGUCUCCAGCAAGAAGUAGUCCUGAAAUACCACCUUCUGAUGUGACUGAUGAAAAUGAAGUAGUGACUGUUUGUCCCGAAUUUGAGAAUGACAGACAUUCAAAAGAGGAAGAUCCAUUUAAUGCAGAAUCAAGUUCACUGACAGAUCCAGUUGCAGAUACAAACUUGGAUUUUUUCCAGUCUGAUCCUUUUGUUGGCAGUGAUCCUUUCAAAGAUGAUCCUUUUGGAAAAAUUGAUCCAUUUGGUGGUGAUCCUUUCAAAGGUUCAGAUCCAUUUGCAUCUGACUGCUUCUUCAAGCAAUCUACCGAUCCUUUUGCUACUUCAAGUACUGAUCCUUUCAGUGCAUCCAGCAAUAAUAGUAAUACAUCAGUGGAAACAUUGAAGCACAACGAUCCUUUUGCUCCUGGUGGGACAGUUGUUGUUGCAGCAAGUGAUUCAGCCACAGACCCCUUUGCUUCUGUAUUUGGAAAUGAAUCAUUUGGAGACGGAUUUGCUGACUUCAGCACAUUGUCAAAGGUCAACAAUGAAGAUCCUUUUAGUUCAGCUGCAUCAAGUUCUGUAAGCAAUGUGAUCAUUUCAAAAAAUGUGUUUGAGGAAACAUCAGUCAAGAGUGAAGAUGUACCUCCAGCACUGCCACCAAAGAUUGGAACUCCAACAAGACCCUGCCCCCCACCAGCUGGGAAAAGACCCAUCAACAAAUUGGAUUCUUCUGAUCCCUUUAAACUGAAUGAUCCAUUUCAGCCUUUCCCAGGCAAUGAUAGCCCCAAAGAAAAAGAUGCUGAUUUGUUUUGUGAUCCAUUCACUUCUACUACUACCACUACCAAUAAAGAGGCUGACCCAAGCAAUUUUGCUAACUUCAGUGCUGUAAGUACUGUGAAUGGGCUGUUUGGGGGAAAAUGUUUCCAUUUACAGUUUGAAGAGUUCAGAGAUUACUUUGGAUUCUGCCAAAUUUGUAUCAUCUCAGCCAUCUUGACCAACAUACUAGAAAUGAUCUUUCAUUCUUCUCCCCAAGAAAAACCUCCAUUUUAUUGUGUUUUGGUCAUUCUAAAAUUGUUCCAUUGCACAAAUGAUUUUAGUAGCCCUAGUUCUUUUGAUAUAUAUAAGUUCUUUUGUAAACCCUUCUGUUAG